Messenger RNA from Capsicum annuum, 2220 nucleotides. RefSeq lists its product as uncharacterized. NCBI's taxonomy places the organism in Eukaryota, Viridiplantae, Streptophyta, Magnoliopsida, Solanales, Solanaceae. The record is from RefSeq and is a predicted model, not a curated record.
AAAUCACAGUUCAAUAAUUACUUAAAAAUUGUGUUACAUGUACUAAUAAAAUAUCUAAUAACAAUAUAGAAGAUAAUUUUCCCAUCUAUCUAAUAAAAUGAGUUUCCUUUUCCUAAACACAACCCCAAGUUCCAUUCGACUUUUCAAAUUAGGCCCAUGACAAAUAAGGCCUAUAUCAAAACCCACAAGUAGGAUCCGGAUCCAAAGGUCCACCGGCACUGAGAAGCCACAGCGACUUUGUCAUCGUCAAGUCAUUUUUUCUGAAACGCAACUUGGCGAAAACUCCAAACAAACAAAACUUUCAUUUUCUCCCUACAAGUAUACAUACAUGAUAUAAAUACAUCAAAUGAAUUCAUCGCACUACAUGAACAAGCAGAUCAUGGAUCUAUCGAAUUCCCAGAAUAACAACAACAACAAUAAUGACUUUAUCGAUCCUCAGGCGGACCAUCACCUUACCGCCGGCGGCAAUCCGAAGAAGGACGAUGUCACGCCCCAAAAUCCCAUCGGGCCGGACCGGCACCCGAAGCCGAGAAGGCCCGGGAGAACCCGUUCAAAUACCUGUACUUUCACUUACAUGUCACCAAAAAUUGGACAAUACUUCGUUGUACGGGGUGUUACAGACGAUAUUGUUCUGAGUUACGAAUUUCAUCCGAUUCGCCCAAUUGGAUCUUCAUCGCCCAAAUGUAACAUUGAUUCUAGUACUAUUGGUCCAGCUAGGGCUUGGAAUUCUGCGGAUUCUAAAAACAAUACUGAGAGUAGUAUCAGAAAUUAUGGUUCUCUUGACACGAUUGAACCUGCCAAAGUUAUUGUGGAGAAAGAUGUGGGCAGUGUUUAUUCAUCUUUGUUAUCAGAAAUUGAUCAUACAGUUAAGAAGUAUACCGAUAAUCUUCUACAUGCAAUGGAAGGAGUGAGUGCUCACUUAUCACAGUUAGAGACUAAAAGUCGUCAGAUUGAUAACUCUGUUGAUAAACUCAAAUUAUCUGUUGGUAACAACCAUGGUGUCACUGAUGGAAAAUUGAGACAACUGGAAAAUAUUCUCAGAGAAGUGCAAGAUGGUGUUCAGGUGAUAAGAGAUAAAAUGGAAAUAAUGGAUGCUUAGCUGCAGCUCAUGAAAUCGCAAGCUCCAAAAUUUGAGCAGCAAACAGAAGCCCACAAUACCACACAUACAGAUUCAUCCCAUCCUAUAGCAUCUGCUCCUCUUCAUUCUCACCAGCAAUUUCCUCCUGUUGCUCUUAUACAACCAUCUUCCACCCUAUCUCCUCCUAAUUUUUCCACCCCUUCCUCAACAGAAUUUGCCAUACCAAGUUCAGCUUCAGAACCAGUUUCCCCAGAAUCCAAUUCCCUCCCAUCCUCAGCCAGAAGCUUAUUAUCCGCCAGCUGGUCAAGCACCAGAAAACCUAAGUCAGCAAUACCAACUGCCUGCAGCACAGCAGCAUCAGACUCCCCCACCAGCUGUACGUCAGCAACAUCAGCCUGUCCCUCAACCAAACUACUCUCAGCCACCUCCACCUCAACAUUCUCAACCACAUCUCCUUCAUUCCUUGUUAAUCCGUCACAACCUCAACAACUUCUAGUUGGCCAUCACCGUGAAGAGACACCUUUUGUACCAUCUCAGACUUAUCCACCACCAAGCAUCCGCCAACCUCCUUAUCCAUCUAGUGGAGCCCCUCCAUCCCAGCAGUUAUAUGCAACUCCCCUUAAUAUGUUUGAGCCCGCAUCUGGCAGUCCUGGUCUUGGAUAUUCUGGUGUAUAUGGACCAUCCUCUAUGCCUGGUGAACCUUAUCCUUAUAGCAGUUCCCCACACCAGUAUGGUAGUGGCUCCUCAAUGAAACCAACACAAGCUUCCCUACCUGCAAUGGGCCAGAGCGGUUUAAGUGGCUAUCAACAGAUCCCCACUGCAAGGAUAUUACCUCAAGCGCUACCUGCUGCUUCUGUUGUUAGUAGUGGGCCUAGUUCUCCUGGUACUGGUAAUAGGGUUCCUAUCGAUGAUGUUGUUGACAAAGUUACACUCAUGGGAUUUCCAAGCGACCGAGUAAGGGCAACAGUGCGGAGGUUGACUGAGAGUGGACAGGCAGUGGAUUUGAAUACGGUGUUGGACAAGUUGUGUAACACCCCGUACUUAAUUACGUGCAUUAGUCAUUGUUAUAUGUGUUGGAGUAUAUGUAUUGAUCCUAAGUUAGGUAUAUAUGAGUUUAAGUAUGAGUAUUGAUUAUUUUGAGA